This is a messenger RNA of Trichoplusia ni (cabbage looper), 2353 nucleotides long. Its product is annotated as multiple inositol polyphosphate phosphatase 1-like. Lineage: Eukaryota; Metazoa; Arthropoda; Insecta; Lepidoptera; Noctuidae. The transcript has 9 exons. Gene Ontology annotation, molecular function: acid phosphatase activity; inositol phosphate phosphatase activity. The record is from RefSeq and is a predicted model, not a curated record. The coding region runs from base 175 to 1506 and encodes 443 amino acids.
CCUGACGUCAGUGUCAAUUCUAAUGUCAUUGUCACAUUUUGAUUUAUUUAUUUUGAAUUCUGAUUACUGAUACUGAUAGCAUUAGGAGUACGAAACUUUUAAAUUAUAGUGAUAGUGAUAAGUGAACUCAUUAUUUUCUGAAGUACAAGUAAAAAUAUUUGAGAAGACCUAAUUAUGAAAGUAUUUAUUACAUCUUGUUUCUUGACUUUAAUAUAUUUUAUGAACAUAACAAUUGUGGGGUCUUUAAAAUCAAACGAUAUUAGAAAUCAUUUAGGCUCUCGCACUCCUUACAGGUUUAGAUCAAAUAAAAAUGAUUCAAGAAUUAAAUUUCCAAAUUGCAAAGACAAUAAAAUAUGGAUGGUGAUUCGACAUGGGACGAGGUUACCUAGUAAGAAAGACAUAGUAGCCGGUAGCAAUCUUUUGGAUUUGAAAUAUGAAAUAUUAUUGCAACAUGAAAAUGGAAAAGGUCCACUAAGUAAAGAGCAAUUAAGAAGGCUGGAAGAUUGGAAACAGGAGCAUGAUGUUGAACAAGAAAGUUACUUAACCUUAGAAGGUCAAGAUGAGAUGAUACUCCUUGCUGAGAGGAUGCAGAAGCGGUUCCCUAAUGCUAUCAGAGAAAGAUAUGACAACAAGACAUUUCUUUUUCGCUACACAGCUACCCAGAGAACUCAGCAAAGCGCAAGAUUUUUCACCAAUGGCUUGUUUGAAAAGAAAAAUGCACAAGACAUUAUAUUUGCACCAGCAACAAAGGUUGACAUAGUAUUGAGGUUUUACAAACACUGUGACAGGUGGCAAAAACAAGUUAAGAAAAACCCUGAUACAUACACGGAGCAAAGGUUAUACGGUCACAGUCCAGAAAUGAACAAGACGUUGGAGUCUGUGUCUAAAAGGCUGGGCCUAAAUAGAGUACUGAAUUUGGGUGAAGUGGACACCAUGUAUAAGUUUUGUGGAUACGAAACGUCGUGGGAUAAAUAUUACAUAUCACCUUGGUGCUAUGGAUUUGAUGAAGAAACCAUGAAGGUGUUCGAAUACUACCACGACAUAAAAACGUAUUGGGUGGAUGGCUAUGGAUACGACUUGUCGUACCGGCAAGCUUGUCUAUCGAUCAAGAAUAUGUUCGAAAAUUUCAGUGACGAAAACGGUCCUCAAGCGACGUUCCUGUUCACUCACUCGGGCACUGUUCUCAAGUUACUCACACACAUGGAGCUGUACCGGCCGCAAGCGCCGCUCACCGGCUCCUACAGAGACGACGACAGACAGUGGAAGGUCUCACAAAUCGACUGCUUCGCAUCGAACUUGGCUUUUGUGUUGUACAAGUGCAAGACUGGCGAUCAUGUACUGACCCUACACCAAGAGAAAAUAAUAAAGCUGCCGAUGUGUAAGCACGAGCUAUGCCCACUAGACCACCUAAAAAAAUACUUCAAGAACUCCAUAUACAAUUGUAAUUACGACGAUAUGUGUGGACUUGAAAAGAAAUCGAACGCUACUGAAAAGACUCCUGUUUGAAUACCAAGCUUUAAACUGCGCAUGCGUGAAGACUGUCAAAUGUAAAUGUCAUUGUCAAUUGUCGCUGGUCGUUAGUUAAGAAAGUAUGGAAUGGACUGAGCGUGUAUGAUUUAACUGUAAAGUAUGUAGAAAUGGGCGAGAGAGACGAAGAGAACUACAGCUAGUAGUUGUUUUAUUCCAAAAUUUUGAGAUCGUUUUUAGCAUUCAAUAACAGAUAGAAAGAUAUAAUUUCCAUACAAUCACUUAUUUUGUACUUAAAGAACUCAAUUUUUGCUCAGUCCACUCUGUCUAUGGUUAGAGCAAAUGUUAAGUUUUUAAAUGAAAAGUAUUUUUUUCGAUGCUUUGACCCCUAGCAUUUUGCUCAAGGUAUUAGAGUACCUACUUUAUGUAGGCGGUUGCAUAGCGGCACUAUUGAUACAUGAUAAUGUAUCAGUCGUAAGUGUUGCUCUCAGUACAAAUUUGUAAUUUAUUCAAUUGUACCAGUGAUAUUUUGUAUAGUUAAGGAAGUAAUGAAGUUGAUAAAAUAACUAAGAAAAAAAUCGAUAAAGUCAAAAGAAAAAAAAACAGACUUGGACUUUCGAACCUAGCUUAUUUUAGCAUUUUUAAUCGUCGGGCGAUUUUGCACUGGCUGUGUCGUAAAUACAUAUAACAUGCUAGACGUAACCAUGGCAACGGUAAAACGCUUUAUAGCCAUAUAAAUAUUUAUGUAAAACGAUAUAAAAGUUGUUAUAGCUGCUUGACAUUGUUGUAUUUAAUAAUUUUCGAAUGGAUUUCAUGUUUACACUGUUAUAAUAUCGAAUUAGGUACAAAAUACAUUGUUGAUCACAUUAAACGCUUAAAACGCUUA